GGACCUGGAGCCGCACAAGUGUGUGUGGGAGGAGAAGGUGGAGGAGCAGUGGAGCGACCGGGAGAAGGAGAAGGAGAGGACCCGGAUCAAGGAGGCCAAGAAGGCGGCUGUGGUGAAGUGGUGGAAGGAUGCAGGAGGAGCCCAGUCGGCCCAGGAGCUCCGUGAGACGCACACUGCUAUGCGUGAGCGGGUCGUUCACCCGACCGCCUCUCUGAGAUCUGCACCAGGGCGCGCGACCGAGCCAAAAGCAAGGGGAGUCGUUCUCAUCGACAAGGCGACCAACACUGAGCGAGAAGCGGACGGAGCCGCGGGGGCGGCGCCGAGGGAGCGGAGGGAUGCGGCAGUGGGCCCGGAGGCCCCGCGAGGCACCCCCGCAGCGCACCAGGCGAGCGCAGACAGGCUGCUGGAGACCCUGAGGAGGAUGGAGGCCACGGUGGGCGGCGCGCUGGAGGCCGCCGAGCUGGUGCGAGAGAGCGAGCGGAGGGUGGGCCGAGUCCAAGCCAGGCUGGAGAGCGUCGCCCGGAGGAUGGAGGAGGCCCUGGGCCGAGCAGCGCACACCGACAAGCAGCUGGGCCGCCUGGAGGCCAGCGUCACAGAGCAGAGCCCGGCUCAGCUUCCAGCUCCUGCUCUGCCAGCUGGUCCCGAUCCGGGCUCCACGGCCGAACCCCCCGCGGAGCCUGAGGACAGACGCCCUCCAUCUGCAGUGAGCGGUGGCACAGAAGGAGGGAGCUGCAGCAAGCUCCGGGUCGAGCGGAACCACUUUCGUCCUCCUGAACGAGGCGCCCACAGCUCCUCGGGCUCCGGCGGCGCCGACGGCCCGCUUGUCUUUCCCCUCGCUCGCCCUCGCGCUCGCCCUCGGCCCGCGGCGCCCCCCACCAUGCCCACGCUGCCGGAGGAGGAGGAGGACUCACCUGAGGAGCUGGACAGCUCCUCCAGUUCUCCCAGUACCUCCACACCGGGCGAAAGCCAGGCCGUCGUCUUGGCCGCCCCCACUAUCGUGUACCCUCAGCAGGCCUCCAUCCUCCAGCCCGACGGGCGGCACCUGGAGCAGAGCAGGCCACACAGUCCCAGAGCUCGCGUGGCCAGAAACCCCUCAGGAGGACCCAUCACCACAGUAGACAGCACAGGUCAUGUGAUCGACCUGCUGAAGGACCGUCUGCCGGAGCUGCAGCUGUCGGCGGAGGAUCGGCAGAAGAACCUGGAGCUGCUGGAGCAGGCGAAGCAGGUCAGCGACCGCUUCCUGGCGCGCCGCGGCCGCCGCUCCACCAGCAGCCUCACCGACUCCCCCACAGGCCUUUCUCCAUCUCCGACCACCUCGCCUGCUUCUUCCAGGAGCAGCUCGCUGACUGUGCCUCCUCAAACCGCUGUGGGAUCCUCAGACAUCAGCUCACAGUCUGCUCAGCACCUGUCGGUUCCGUCAGUGAGAGAACAGCCUGAUGUGACGGCUCAGGACCAGGAGGACAGACUGCUGCUGCUGGACUGGAAGCCCGCUGAGAAAAGGAAAGUGUCCUCUGGGACGCUGACGCCCCGUUUCGCUGUCCAGAAGGAGACCUUUGACCCCUCCGUACCGAGGAGCCCCCCCACGGCCGCUAAAGGAGACGAGGGCGCCGCCUUUGGCCGGAACCCUAGCCAGGUCCCGGCCACCGGGGUGGCCAAGCCCGUCCCCAGACCCCCGACCCAGCAGGCCCCCUGCACGGCGGAGAUCAAGACCAUCGGGGCCUUCCCUCCACUGAUGAGGGCUGUGUCCUGGGACGCUGUGGGCAGCCUUAAUCCUAGGAAUGGAGCCCCAGCGUUCCCUCCCUCACUGGACGACGUCUUCUCAGACAAACCCAGGGACGUCUUCAAGUCCUCGGGCUACAAGGACUUCCCCGUCCAGCCGGGGGCUGUGCAGAAGCUGUCCAGACUCAGAGAGGAGCACAAGCUGAUGCGUCACCAGAGCAUAGCAGGAUCCAAGCUGCCAGACUUGAGUGAAACUGCCGAACAGGAAAAAGGCUCCCAGCCCUCGCCGGCAGCGGCGGCGGCGGCGGCCAGCAGCGAGGAGGCGAAGGAGAGGUGGGAUGCCAUGCCCAACAUCUCAGACCUGAUGCUGAGGAAGCUCAAACUCCACCGGGGUUUGCCGGGAUGUGCACCUGCGCUCUCUGAAAAAGAAGUUGAGAAUGCCUUCGUGCAGCUGUCCCUAGCGUUUCGGAACGACAACUACACCCUGGAGACGCGGCUCAAACAGGCGGAGCGGGAGAGGAACCUGACGGAGGAAGACACCGAGAAGGAACUGGAGGAGUUCAAAGGAGCCCUGAAGAUGACCUCUCCCCAGUGGCAGAACCUGGAGCAGCGCGAGUCCUACCAGCGCCUCAUCGAGACCGUGGCCGUGCUGCUGCGUCUGGCCACGCGCCUCUCCAGCCGAGCCGAGAUCGUCGGAGCCGUCCGCCAGGAGAAGCGUAUGAACAAGGCAACGGAGGUCAUGAUGCAGUACGUGGAGAACCUGAAGAGGACCUACGAGAAGGACCACGCAGAGCUGAUGGAGUUCAAGAAGCUCGCCAACCAGAACUCCAGCCGCUGUUACGGAGGCUCUGUAGAGGCCGGAGAUGAUGGAGUUCCACGAGCUUCAAGAUCGAUGUCGUUAACUCUGGGAAAGGCUCUGCCUCGGCGCAGAGUGAGUGUAGCAGUGGUGCCCAAGUUCAACCUGCUGAACGUCCCGGGUCAGAACCCAGCCACAGCUGCCCAGAGCCCCGGAGCAGGACCCGCUACCGCUGCUGCUCUUCCGGCCCUGUGUGAAGCGAAUGAUAUGAAAGGCAACACAGCACAACCAGCAACAGAAUGUGGAAAGAGUGUGUCGGAGCAGGAAAGCGAGGCGGCCAAGCCUUCAGUCAACAUAGAGGAGAUCAGAGCCGAGAUCAAGGCAAAGAUCGAGGAGGAGGCCUACAAUAAAGGCUUCCAAGAUGGACUAAAACACAGCAAGGCCCUCCAGGAGGAGAAGCAGGAGGACGCCGCUGCUGAGAAGCUGCUGGGAUCAAAGGACGAGGAUGAAGAGAGCGGAAAGAAGACGAAGACUAGCAGGACACCAGAGGAGGUCCUGGUUCUCCUUGGACGGGUUUGUCCCAGGAUUCCCAUGAGCCGGCGGCUCCUUGGCCUCGUCCUGACCCUGUUUGUGCUGAUGUGUCUGCUCAUCAGCAUUUUCGCUUUCUUUAACGAAUACUACAACAGACGUGAGGACACAUAAGGAGGGAGCGACUGAUGAAGAUCAGACCCAAAGGACACCGCCGUCGUCCGUCUCUGCAGAUCGGUCGGAUCAUCCCACCCGAACUCACUUGAACCCACAACCCCGAGUCUCACGGGUCAGACGUUUAGGAAGCCUUUGUCACAUUUAUCCUUAAGUUAUGAUUAAUUCAAGCUUAGAAAAAUAAUUCUAUUUAUGUUUAGGGACCAAGUGCACAGUGUGAAAAAAUAUGUGUUCUAAAAUAGAUCGCUAGUUCUAGUUUUAGUACGGAACGCGAUGAGUGCAUCAUGUUCCAGCACAAGCCACAGAGCCACAGUAGAAACAUUUAAUUUAUCUAUGCUCUAAUAUUAACAUAAAAUCUCUAGGGUCCAAAAAAGACCAAAUUAGAGACUGAAUUAUUUUAGAGAUUAAAAUAGUCAGUCUGCUGUUGUUUCAUUUCAUUGAUGUGUAUUUGAAGGUUUUUAGACUCAGGCACAUUCCAGUGGAGUUCAUGGAGUGCAAUAAUCGGAACACUGACAGAUUGUGGUCUUGGGAAGAAGCCUGGUUUUAUUAUUCCUGCUCACGUGUGGUUGCUCAUUCUGUGCCGCUUCACCUGGAAAUAAACGGUGCCUCAGUA
This is a messenger RNA of Betta splendens (Siamese fighting fish), 3830 nucleotides long. RefSeq names its product murine retrovirus integration site 1 homolog (gene irag1). The record is from RefSeq and is a predicted model, not a curated record. Bases 179 to 3217 code for a protein of 1012 amino acids. The transcript has 23 exons. Lineage: Eukaryota; Metazoa; Chordata; Actinopteri; Anabantiformes; Osphronemidae.